AUGGCGAAAAUCGGUGAUAAGUCGAAGAGAGCUUAUGCUAAGACACGCUCUACCCUGAAGCCGAAGGAUAAGGCAAAGAGACUCGCCUGGAGCGAGUCAUCAGAGCUAGACCUGCUGUUAACCAUAGCUUAUGUCAAGAAGAUCAAGCUCAGUGAGGAAGAGUGGAAGGAAGUUGGUGACAGGAUUGGUGGAAGCUGGAACGCCGCCAGACAGAGAUAUGGCACUCGCAUGAGCCACAGGUUCCCUGGUUGGAAGCGCGGUUCGAGGGCAGACAAGGAACUACUCACAUCCUCUGCCAAUCCGCAUGGAUCUGUCGACGCUGGUGUUCAGCCUGGCGAAGCUGACACCACCAUGCACGAUGACAACAACGAAUGGGAUGAUUGCACGUUCGAAGGUGGUGAUAUCGCGCCCGAGAUUCCUGAAGAACAGACUCGUGCUGACCAAGCCGAGACUGGACUUGGUCGUGUCUGUUGA
This is a messenger RNA of Aspergillus brunneoviolaceus CBS 621.78, 474 nucleotides long. RefSeq lists its product as uncharacterized. The record is from RefSeq and is a predicted model, not a curated record. Bases 1 to 474 code for a protein of 157 amino acids. NCBI's taxonomy places the organism in Eukaryota, Fungi, Ascomycota, Eurotiomycetes, Eurotiales, Aspergillaceae. The transcript is spliced from 2 exons.